AAGAAUGAAUACACCUAUGUUAGUGCAAGCCAGCAAAAUAUACACACACCCCAUAUUUGAAGCAUUCCAGACCGAAUAUGAAAGAAGCAUGGCUGCAUGUGCUAGACCUUUGAGUGGAAAUGACACAUAUGCAGUAGCAAUAGUGAGGGCUAAUGGUGACUUAAGUUCUGAACAAGAGCGCAUAGUGGUAGGCGAUCCUUUAGAGCAAGCAUCAUCAUGUAGUUGUUACCAAUUUACAAGGACCAGGGUAUUGUGUUCCCAUGCUUUGAAAGUUCUUGACUUGAUGAAUAUUAAGUUAUUACCAGCCCAUUAUGUUCUGAAGCAUUGGACAAGGGAAGCAAGGGAGGGAAACAUACAUGACAGCAAAGGAAGAAGGAUCAUUGAAAAUCCAAAACUGGACGCUAUGAUCCGCUAUAGGUUUUUGUCUCAAAAAUCUUUGAAUUUGGCAUAUGAAGCUGCAAGGUCUACAGAAUAUUCCUUGUUGAUGGACCAUGCACUUGAACUUUUUGGUAAGCAGCUAAAGGACAAAAUCUGCACCUCUACAAAUAUAUUGAGUGAAUCAGCACCCCAACCUGAUGUUCACCAAGAUGAGGCUUUGCUUAGUGCUGCACGCCUAAAGAAAAAAGAGGUUCAACCAAGAAGUUCGAAGAGACAUAGAAGCUGGCUUGACAAGACACGGAAGUAUAAAAAGAAAGCGCCAAAUAAAACUACUCAUGAAGAGGGUGGUUGUAAUGUAGAAAGUCAAGUACCACCUGACAAUUCUCAUGUGGAUUGCAAUGCCUUCACUAGCUUUAGAGAUUUGCUUACGGGUCCUAGCGAAAUUGAUGAUAUGCCUAUUCAAGAUCUUCUUUAGGGGUUACAGCAUCAUUUAGUAGCUCAUGUCAUGUGCAAGGAUAUUUUGUUCUUUUAUGAUGAUAUUUUGUUAUUUCAGGAUAAUAGGUGGAGCUCCUGGAGGCAUGCAAAAUAUAUGGCUAACUGUAGAAAUUCAUUGCAGUAGUAGCAGCUUUUGGUGGAACAUUUCAAGCUAGUGUAUUUUGAGCUCUAGAAGCCAUGCCAACUGUAUUGCUAGAUGUAUAUUUGGAGAAUGGAUAAAUGGUUAUUCUUGGAUGAAUUGUUGACCAUUUGUGCACUUAAAAGAAAACAUUGUUUAGUUA
Molecule: messenger RNA, 1154 nt
Organism: Panicum virgatum (switchgrass)
Lineage: Eukaryota; Viridiplantae; Streptophyta; Magnoliopsida; Poales; Poaceae
Product: protein FAR1-RELATED SEQUENCE 5-like
Exons: 3
Coding region: 5-853 (282 amino acids)
Biological process (GO): regulation of DNA-templated transcription
Molecular function (GO): zinc ion binding
Source: RefSeq, a predicted model, not a curated record